CUUCCUUCCCCGUGGCACGGCGGUCGCUUCACCCUUCCUCCUCCCUCCGCCCCCCCUCCUCUCCUCCAGGGCCCUUCUAGAAGCUUCCAGAACCCCGCUCCCCGGCCCUCCCGGUGAAGCGUCGCCGAUGUACGGCCUCCUGACCUCGCCGUGCCCCCGGGCCCCGCUGCUGCGCGCCGCCCUCCAGGGCCCAUCCGCCCGCUCGCUCCGCAGAACCCUAGCGUUCCCCGCGCGCCCGCCCGCCCCCCGGGUCCUCCGCCUGUCCCCGCCGCCCCCGCGCGCGGCGGCGGAGGCGUCCGCGGCCGCCACGGCGCUGGGCGGGCUCCUGGCGUCGCCGCUCUCGACGCUGGAGGCCGGCCUGCGGAGCGUCAACCUCGCGCCCCUGCGCGCCCCCGUGGCGGCGGCGAUGUCAGCUGCCGUGCGGUGGCUCGGCGUGUACCGCGAGGUGCUGCUCGUCGGCGUCCUGCUGUCCUGGUUCCCCAACAUCCCCUGGGACCGCCAGCCCUUCUCGGCCCUGCGCGACCUCUGCGACCCGUUCCUCGCCCUCUGCCGCGAGGUCAUGCCGCCGGUCUUCGGGCGCAAGCUCGACCUCAGCCCGCUCGUCGCGUUUAUGGCGAUUGACAUCAUCAUUAUGAUCCUGCGCCCGCAGCCUCGCAUGUGAUGGCUUCCUUCAGCAAUGGGAUUGGAGAAUGGUGGUUGGUAUGUUAGGUUUUGACUAUGGGAGCGAUGGAUCAUAGGCUAUUUUUGGUCACCGGAUGGCAAAGAAAGAUGCUGCUUAAUUCUAAGGCAAGAAAGUGGUGUUUACGGAUUAGCUUUGGGAUCCCAGUAUAGCUCUUACGAUCGUAGCUGUGCAAUAUGAAUGAUUCCGGGACGUUUGUAGACAAGUGUAGCCUUUAUGCUAAAACUUCCAUUUGUGACGUUCGAUGGUUGCAGUAGUCAUAUUAUGUGUUGGCUACAUAUUGCAGUUUUGCUCUGUAUCCAUCCAUUAUCUAGCAGUAUAAUUUGCAUCUUCUUUUUGUUGUGAUCCAGAUAAUUGGAUCUUGAGCAUGAAAGACAAAAGGGCCAAUUUGAAUUCAAGGAAUGUCCACAUGAUUCUGUUAUGA
This is a messenger RNA of Setaria italica (foxtail millet), 1103 nucleotides long. RefSeq names its product ylmG homolog protein 1-2, chloroplastic. Lineage: Eukaryota; Viridiplantae; Streptophyta; Magnoliopsida; Poales; Poaceae. Gene Ontology annotation, biological process: chloroplast fission. The record is from RefSeq and is a predicted model, not a curated record. Gene Ontology annotation, cellular component: membrane. Bases 128 to 661 code for a protein of 177 amino acids. The transcript has 2 exons.